Messenger RNA from Dinoponera quadriceps, 8851 nucleotides. It is a transcript of the gene pcx, whose product is annotated as pecanex-like protein 1. The transcript has 16 exons. The record is from RefSeq and is a predicted model, not a curated record. Gene Ontology annotation, cellular component: endoplasmic reticulum; membrane. NCBI's taxonomy places the organism in Eukaryota, Metazoa, Arthropoda, Insecta, Hymenoptera, Formicidae. The coding region runs from base 810 to 7763 and encodes 2317 amino acids. Gene Ontology annotation, biological process: endoplasmic reticulum organization.
GUGAAUGUAAUCUUCCGUAAGUAAACCAUUCAUAUAUAUCUACAUGUUUAGGCGUUUAGGCGUUUUUCACGCAUCAAUAUUCUGUAUGAACGACAGUGUCGCUAUCGUUGCGCAGCUUUUCUACCGUAUAUUGUACGACAAACUAUAUCAUCGUUAAAAGUUAUAGAAUAGAUUGCUCGAAGGGCGUAAAGUAACGUCUCCAUAAAGUUACCUAGGCAUGGAAGGCGUUAAUUAAUUACGUCACAUGUAUCAUUGGACUUUGAUUUUGAGUGAAUAUGAUUGUGGAGUAGAUCGGGUGGUGAUCGAAAAAGGUUAGUUUUACCGACUGUGUGUUAUAUAUAUAUAUAUGUAUAUAUAUAUAUGUAUACACCUCCGAGACUUAUUCCACAUAAAUAAAAAUGGCGCAGCUAGUGACCCUAGGAAGCAAAUUCUCCUAUUGGAUAUUCGGCGUCUGACGUGGAAUUCUCGCGAUCUGUUUUACCGACGAACGCCGUGUGAAUGCUGGAUGUAAGUGUAGCGCUAUAAUUGAAUGACUGAAGACGCCGUCGAGUGACACUUCGUGCCUCCUUCGGGUUCGAAGGUGGGAUUCGUGGUGGUCGGCCGAAUCGUGAGAGCGCCAAGUCCAUCGAUUAACAGGGACGCGAAAUAAGAUGCACGGUGAGCUCGCAGUUCUCCGUACGCCUACUGGUUGCUGCCGAAGGCUUAGUUACGAUCUCGAGCGUGAGCAGCGAGCAGCGUUUUAUCGUUGGCCGUCAAGGACGAGAAUGAUGGAAAGAAGAUGGUGAGGCAGCGCUUCCUCGGCCACUGGAAUGGGUUCGCAAACGCUGGAGAUCCUGAGGCAAGGCGUCUGGGCGAGCCUGACGGGCGGUUGGUUCUACGAUCCGCAUCUCGACGCCUUCUCCAACACCUUCCACCUUUACGUCUGGCUGUUUCUACUCUGUCUGCCAUUCACGAUUUAUCUGUAUUUUCCUCCCACGUUAUACGUUUGGUUGGUAUAUUGCUCGUCGUUUGUUGCUGUCUUUGGGACGAUAAAGUGUGUGAAUCAUGCUCUACACUGUGUAUAUGAUACAACCGAGUGUUUGGAAGAACCAGGACAAACUAUCAGCCAACAGAAGUCUGAGAGUGAGAAAAAACGUGCAGUGCAUAAUAAAACCAGGGAACAGUCGCAAGAUCAAACAAGCCAUGGCAUAGAGUUACAAGUUUUGAAUGGUAAAACAGACACACCACCUGUGGAAUGUUCAUCGCGUAACUCAUUCAUAGAAACAAAUAUACAGAAUGCCGAUGCCGAUAGUAUAACGUCCGAGUACAAUCGAGAUAAGCCUAGCUCGACUAUAGAUCUAAAGGUAGAAAUACAUAGGAAAAACAGUUCAGAAAGCUCAGAGGAGGCCCAGCAACUUAAUAAACCAAUGGUAACUAGCAUUAACGUGCAUGAGGCUGAGUUGGUUUCUGCACAGUACCAUGAGCCACGUUUUAAGAAUAUUAUAAAUGAAUGGAGAUUGAAGCGACAGAAAUGCGUGGUGAUUGCGGAAGAAGACCGACCGGGACCUCGUAAGUUGUGUCGGCACGCGUCCGAAGACUCGAGAAAUCGACACUCGAAACAAAGCAGCCUCGGUAAAACGGGAUCUGAGAGUCAAAUAAAACAGACCAGUUCGCUGGAGUUGGAACAUCCUGGCGACGAUUACCCGUACUGGAAAUCUAACCAAAGCGUCCGCAGACUUAAUUCCAAUUCCAUACCAAUGGAAACACACCUGAUAAAUGAUCAUCCGCAGAGUUUGGAGAUCAUAUCGAAAAAGGGAGACACGGACAACAAUAAGAUUUCAUCUCAUCCGCAAUCAUUGGAGGUUAUUACGAAGAAACCGCAUCAGCAACUCGUACAUCCACAAAGCCUUGAAACGAUUGGUGCUACUAGUAAAAAUACAAACAAUACCGACGACAAUAACCUGCCUCUUCAUCCGCAAAGUCUCGAAACAAUAAAUAGUAAGAAGGUCUUACCGCAAAACACACUGAAGAGAAACCAACUGCAGCUCUUACCGUAUCUUAGUUAUGGAUCCGAGAUAGUUCACCCGAUAGCGGAACAGAGCGACGAACAGUUCGCCAACGAAAGUUCGGGAGGAUUUAGCCUGCGAGACUCCUUCAGCCCGUUUCUCACGCGAAAGAACAUGGGUGACGCGAGCGCUGCGUCCGGUCGAGACCGAAGUCACAGCGCUUGUAGAUUCGAAGAUGAUUUCACGAGAUUUAACGAUGACAAUGCGAUAGAUAAUAACUCGGCAAAUUCGCGAGAUGCGUUGCUCGAGGAGUCGAAGCCUAGCGUUAAAAGGAGAUACAGUAACGCCAGCCAAAGUAGCCACGAGUUUUCCGACGGUGAAAAGACCAAGGAGAAGCGCUCGACCAAGAACACCGAAGACCCGCUCAAUUCGGGCAGCGUAGUGGGCAUUGAUUGGUUGUUCGAGAGCGGCGAUUGUCCGAUGGACCCUUGGACGAGUAAGAUAUUUUGGACUUUCGCACGCUCUGAUGAUACGGAUACAUCAGAAAGCCUACAGACGGCUAGUACAGAUUAUCUCCACACGAAGGAGCCCGACUCGGGAUCGUCCAGCACGACGACCCUCAGCCUGGAGAACGAGGUGAAGCGGAAGCUGCUGGAGGCGGACAACGUCGCCAACAAGCGUCACCAGGGUGCGAUUCCUAAGCAGAGUCGCGCGAAACUGCCGGAUACCGCGGACGACAGUAUUGCGAGCGCGGAACAGCAGCCGCGGGAGAAUUUCAAGCGUUAUCUGGAGGUGCGACGAGAGAAGGCCAGGCGACGGGGCAGCGGCGGCGGCAGCGGCGGUGGCGGUGGUAGCGGCGGUGGCGGUGGUGGUGGUGGUGGUAGCGGUAGCGGCGGCGGCGGCGGCGGCGGUAGCGGCAAGUUGGAGCAGCAGACCACCGGCUCGAACAACGAACUGAGCACGCUACUGCCGAGCCCGGCGCCGCCGUUGCUGGCCGCGUUGCUCAACUCCGAGCGGGAGCUGCCCGGGCAGUCGAGCGGCAACGCGUCGUGCGAGCGACGGCUGCACCGCAGCACCGACAGUCGCAACAUCCGCACGAGGUACGGCCGGCUGAAGCGGCCGUUCCGCGGCCAACGCAGCGGGCCGCGCAUCGGCGGCCGCGACGACAACGUCGUGCCGUUGACCGCGCUCUUCGGCCUCAUCUCGACCGGCGAGUGCCACCUGGCGACCAAUCACAACGACACGUCGGAGGGCGCGGUGCACUACUUUCGCGACGACAACGGCUGCUGGCUGGCGUACACCUUCGACGAGAAGGCCUCGGACGUCGCGACGACGGCGGCCAGUAACCAGCACAACAACGAGAAGCUGUUGAACAGCCUGCUGCGGCAGCAGCUCAACCAGCACUACGACGCGAACUGGGAGCUGGCGGACUCGCUGAGCAACAGUUACAGCAGCCUGUCGCUCAACUCUGCCGGGCUGACGGUGAUAAUCGACACGCCGCCGGUGCUGUCGAGCCCGGCCAGCAAUCGGACGAAGACGCAGCAGAGCUCGCCGCCGUCCAACCUGGUCUCCUCGAAUACCGGCAGCUCGAACCAGUGCGAGAACUCGGAACAGUUCCACCAGCAGACGACGCUGUCGAUCGCGCGCUCGGACUCGAUGGCCGACCGGAACCGCCGGCUGCAGAACCUCCUGGGCAAUUUGAACCUGAACGCGUACCACCACCACCACCACCACCACCACCCGGAGACGGCCACCGGCCGGAUGCCGGCGCACCAAGAGCCCGACAUCAACACCAGCCUCUCGUGGAACCGCUUCAUCGAGGGUCGGCUGGAGGGCCUGGACACGCCGCCGAAGCGCAAGCAGACCCGGCAUUACUACAAGUGGAAGAUCGGCAGGCUGCCGCACGUGAAGGUGCGCUUCGACCGGCUGGCGCUGCUGGCGCUGCUCGACCGCAACCUGACGCUCCUGGAGACCGUGGCGUCCACCCUGCUGGCGGCGGCGGUGGCCGGGCUGAGCCUCUUGCUGCUGCAGCAGGGCUUCUAUCGCGACAUCUUCGCCUUCGUCUUCUGCUUCGUCACGGCCGGCUGCCAAUACUCGCUGCUGAAGUCGGUGCAACCCGACGCCGCCUCGCCCACGCACGGCUUCAAUCGCGUCAUCGUCUUCUCCAGGCCAGUCUACUACAUCCUCUGCUCGGGCCUGAUCCUGAUACUCGACGAGACGCUGAGGAGCCUGGGCAAGUCCUCGGACUUCCGGGUCUACGGGCUGCGCGUCGCCGAUUACGAGCUGAUAGCGCAGGCGCGCAACGCGCUGCUGGUCUUCCUGCUCUGCUUCCCGAUCGUCUUCUCCCUCGGGCUGUUCCCGCAAAUCAACACGUUCCUCAUGUACGUGUGCGAGCACCUGGAUAUACACCUGUUCGGCGGCAACGCGACCACCAGCCUGGUGUCGUCGUUGUACUGCCUCUGUCGCAGCGUACUCACCGUCUUCGUCCUGUACGGGUUCGCGUACGGCGCCGUGAACGAGCCCAAGUCCUCCCAGCACAUCCUCUUCUCCAUAUUCGCCAGUCUGCUCGUCGCCGUCUCCUACCACCUGAGCCGCUCCUCUUCCGACCCCACCGUCAUUUGGGACAUACUCAAGGCGAACCUGUGGCCACCCGUCGACAACUACGCGGAGGAGGAGGAGAGGGAGGCGAAGAUCAUCGAGAACACGACCUCCGGCCGGAAGAUCAAAGUGGGCGAGCAGAUGUCGGACGCCGAGCUGGUGGACCCUCUGCCCGGCAAGCUGCGCUCGACGGUGAACGCCCGGCUGAAGAACGACCUGAUCGUCUGCGCCGUGAUCGGCACCCUCACCUUCGCCGUCCACUGCUCGACGGUGUUCACCGCCCUGCAGCCGGAGCUGAACCCGAUACUCUGGGGCAUCGCCGGCUGCCUGGGCUUCCUCCUGCACUACGUCGUGCCGCAGCUGCGCAAGCAGCUGCCGUGGCUCUGCCUGGCGAGGCCCGUUCUGCGCAGCCACGAGCACGCUCAGUUCGAGGUGCGCGAGCCCGUCAAGAUCAUGUGGUUCGAGAAGGCCUACGUCUGCCUCUGCUUCCUCGAGCGCAACGUCCUCUACCCGGUGGUCUUCCUCGGCGCGCUCACCGAGUGCACGCCGCGGAUCGUCGACAAGUUCGGCGAGAGCGUCGGCGCCCUCGUCGUCGUCGUCUGCGGCCUCAAGUCCCUCAGAUCCGCCUACUCGGACCCGUCCACCCGCUACCUCGUCCUCGUCUUCGCGGUCCUCUUCUUCCAACGGGACGUCCGCGGCCUGAGCGAGACCUUCCUCGUCGACUACUUCGUCACCGGGAUCGCCUUCGCCAAGAUCCACGAGCUCUUGCUCAAGAUCCGCUUCGUCGUCACGUACAUCGCGCCCUGGCAGAUCACCUGGGGCAGCGCCUUCCACGCGUUCGCUCAGCCUUUCUCGGUGCCGCACUCGGCGAUGCUCUUCCUGCAGGCCGGCAUCUCGGCGAUGCUGAGCACGCCGUUGAACCCGCUGCUCGGCAGCGCGAUCUUCGUCUCCUCGUACGUGCGACCGGUCAAGUUCUGGGAGAGAGACUACAAGACCAGGCGGGUCGACCACUCCAACACGCGCAUGUCCUCGCACCUCGAUCGCAAUCUCGGCGCGGACGACAACAAUCUCAACUCGAUAUUCUACGAGCAACUCACCAGAUCCCUCCAGCACAGCCUCUGUGGCGAUCUCGCGCUCGGCCGUUGGGGGAACGUCGAGCAGGGCGAUUGCUUCCUGCUCGCGUCCGAUUACUUGAACUGCUUGGUUCACGUCGUUCAACUGGGCAACGGCCUGGUGACCUUCCAGCUGAGAGGCCUCGAAUUCCGGGGGACCUACUGCCAACAGAGAGAGGUGGAAGCGAUCUCCGAGGGUAUCGAAGACAACGACAAUUGCUGUUGCUGCGAAAUGGGCCAUCUCUCGAAUGUACUCAGCGUAAACGCGGCCUUCAGUCAGCGUUGGCUCGCCUGGGAAGUGGCGAGUGCCAAGUACGUGCUCGAGGGUUACUCCAUCUCCGACAACUCGGCGGGUUCCAUGCUGCAGGUGUUCGAGUUUCGCAAGGUGCUGGUUACUUACUACGUCAAGAGUAUUGUCUUCUACACCUUGAGAUCACCUAAGCUGAAACAAUGGCUGGAGAACCCGGACAUCGCCGACGCACUGAAGCCGACGCUCGAGAAGAACUUCAUCGAUCUCGACCCGGUCUUCAAUAUGAAUAUCGACGAGGACUUUGAUUUCCGCGCGAGUGGCAUCACGCGCAGCAGCUUCUGCAAUGUUUAUCUCGACUGGAUACAAUAUUGCGCUGGUAAACACGAUAAGUCACUGGAUAGAACACGUGAUUCAUCUCUCGUAUCGUUGUGUCUCGCCUUAAGUCUAUUGGGAAGACGUGUGUUAGGUGCUGCAUCUCACAACACCGUUUCGAGCGUUGAAUUUUUUCUUUAUGGGCUACAUGCGUUGUUUAAAGGAGAUUUCCGAAUAACCUCGGUCCGCGACGAGUGGGUGUUGCACGAUGUCGACUUAUUGCGCAGCGUAGUCGCGAAGGGUGUGAGGAUGGCCUUGAAACUGCACCAGGACCAUUUUAUGAGCCCGGAACAGUACGUGGAGUCAGCGCCGCUCUUCGAGGCGAUCGACAGUCACGACAAAAAUCUCGUUAUUAGUCACGAAGCGGACCCACUUUGGAGGAAUGCCGUGUUGAGUGGUGCGCCCAGCCUAUUGGCGCUCAGACACGUGCUGGACGACGGUAUAGACGAGUACAAAGUGAUAAUGCUGAACAAACGUUUUCUGAGUUUUCGAGUGAUCAAGAUGAAUCGCGAGUGCGUCCGCGGACUCUGGGCCGGGCAGCAGCAGGAGCUGGUAUAUCUGAGAAACAGAAACCCGGAGCGCGGCUCGAUACAGAACGCCAAGCAAGCGCUGAGAAACAUCAUCAACAGUUCGUGCGACCAGCCAAUUGGAUAUCCGAUCUACGUGUCACCAUUGACCACCAGCUACGCCGAGACCAACGAGCAAUUGUGCUCGAUAGUCGGCGGACCGUUGAGUUUCGGCACCAUAAAAAGUACUGCGUUAAAAUUGUGGCGAAGAAUAAGAAGGAGAUGCGGCCAAGGUUGCUCCUCGGGCGGUACCGGCUCCCAAGAUGACGGAGGCUUCGGGAAUGAUGGAAUAUACGCGAUGACGACUUACAACAUACACACCGGGUACGCUCAGUCAGGCCACAACACGUCCGGCUCGCAGUCGAUGGAGUCCGGCUGCCAAAUCGGAGGUUCGACCGGUCGCGGUUCUCUCGGCCGUGCGAAUACGGGCUCCCUCGGCGGUAACAGAGGCUCGCUCGCUUCCGUCGGCAAGCCAACCAGCUCCACGCUCGCUAGUCUAGCCGGAUUGCUCAGUAACAGUGACAUUAAAACGGAAACAAAGAGCGAGACGAGCUUUUCCAGCAAACUGGAGAAAGAAGAGGUUUUCCAAAGGGUUUGCAUCAUGGAUCCUAAUCAAGUAUAUGACGCGAUCAAUCUGGGUCGGCGCAUAGACGUGAUCUGGCCAGACGAAAGAAUGAGACAACAGGGCGGUCGUUCCGGCUGGCAACACUGGGUGCCGGAAAGAGGUAUGGAGGGCUGUGUGGUUCACCGUUGGUCGCCGAAUCAUCGCGAUCCCAACCGGCGGUCGCAUGUCGACAAGGUCAUUCUACUCAUGAAGAUAGACGACAAGUAUGUGCCGAUUGCCGAGCAAGGUGUGCGGGACUUGGGUGCGGAGGUUUAGUGAAGUAUCAUCGAGACUUAUACACUCGCGGUAGCCUUUCUACGAUUGUGUCCCAAACUUGCGAUGUAAUACUCGACGCAUCAGCGAGAGAGGAGUUUCAAUCUCGCAGAUGCGGAACAUUUCACAAAAUUCUUUAACGUAAAGCGCAAUGUAUUCAUAUAUUGACGAACUACUAGUUUCUUACUUCCACACGAAAUCGAUACUCGCCAUUAGGACAUAAAUGAGAGAGAAGACGGCUCAGAUCGACGACACGUUGAAUUAGUCUAGUUCGAAUUACGAUGUGUUUCAAUCGGUAUCGUAUCUUGGUGUAUUGAGAACUCUUUCAAUUUAUCUUUUGUUGAUGUUGUACUUAGAAGUUUUGUGGGGUAUGAGUGGGUGAUUCUUGUUGGAUUUAGCAUCACGUUCCUUUCCACCUUGAUUGAACCGUUAAAACUUUAUUCUUCAAAGGCUUCUGUGCAAAAAGUUAACGUGUUGAUGCAAUCGAGUUGUAGAAUCUGUAUAGAGAGAGAGAGAAAGAAAGGGAGAGAAAAAAAUAUAUAUUAUAUAUAUGUGUAUAUAUAUAUAUCUUUUUGUCACCUCGUAACUAUCACAAAAUAUAUUGUUACUUCUCGCGAGUUGCAUGGGAGGGCAAAACGUCGAUUGCCAAGUUAUUCAAUGCAAACCGAAUUGUAUCAUGUUGUAUUAUACUAAUGUAUUAUAUGAUCAUAUGUAUGUUAGUUGGCUCACUGAACGGUAUACGGAGCAGAUGUUACUUGUUGCCCAGUGUAUUUAAACUUGUUUAUCGUAACAAUUAAAAGCGUAAGUGUGUUCGGGCGCGUUCCUCUUCCACUAAUUUAUAACGUAUAAAUGCGGCAUAUAUUUUUGGCGGUUGAUAAAAAAAGAAUAGUGGAAUUGUAAAUUGUAUGAGUAUAUAAUAAUGUAUUAUACAAACUCAAGAACGAAACUUCUUAAGUAGGCUGUUGCUAUACCAAGUCCUUGGCAACAGGUACAACACAACAACAAGUGACAUCGACAAAAGUUUAUAUACCGGUGUUCGGCAAAAUGUAUUAAUGAAUAACGACUUUGAAUAUAUAUUUGUAAAUGCAUCA